Messenger RNA from Maylandia zebra (zebra mbuna), 1502 nucleotides. RefSeq names its product membrane associated ring-CH-type finger 3 (gene marchf3). The record is from RefSeq and is a predicted model, not a curated record. Gene Ontology annotation, biological process: protein ubiquitination. NCBI's taxonomy places the organism in Eukaryota, Metazoa, Chordata, Actinopteri, Cichliformes, Cichlidae. Gene Ontology annotation, molecular function: zinc ion binding; ubiquitin-protein transferase activity.
ACUGCGUGAAUCAGAAUGAAGCUGUAUCACAGACAAACACCAUCCCUCCCCCCGUCUGCACCCUCGGCCUCCACCGGCCUGGAGCUCGCUGGUCUCGCUCCGCUGGCUUCCUGGAAGCCCCCUAACAGGAUUAAAGGGGGUACGGCGAGGUGCUGUGACUCAGUCUGAUGUGAUUUCCAUUCGUCUGGCCCGGCCCUUACUUUCCUCUGCGUCUAAUCCCUCGGUGUUCUCACCGGCGUCCGUCAGCCUCUCUAAUCUGCUGGACGGCUUUAGGAGGAGAAGCCUCGUCACUCGGACUCUGCCUGAUGAUAAACACGGAGCUGGUCCUAACGUCGGCUCAGGCUGGAGACGUGGAGUGAAUGGCCCCUCGUACUGCAGAUAUGACUGUGGAGGAUCCGGUGGGCCGGUGGGAGUCCAGUCCUGUGGAGGAGGUCAAGUUCAUCCCUGAGCCCGCGCUGGAUGAAGAGCUCCACAGCAGCAGCCAGGAAGUGAUGUGCUAUCACGGAGACACGCCCACUGCGGAGUGUGCGUCCAUCACAGACAGUGAGGAGCAGUUUUGCAGGAUCUGCCACGAAGGCCGGGCGUCAGGAGAGCUGCUGUCCCCCUGCGAGUGCUCCGGCAGCCUGGCUUCGGUGCACCGGAGCUGCCUGGAACAGUGGCUCACCGCCUCCGACAGCGGCCACUGCGAGCUCUGCCAUCACCAGUUUGUGCUGGAGCGUGUGCCAAAGCCUCUGACUGAGUGGUGGUGCUCUCCAGCCAUGCAGCAGCAGAGGAGGACGCUGUGCAGCGAUGCGGCCUGCUUCCUGUUCAUCACGCCGCUCGCGUCUCUGUCGGGCUGGCUGUGCAUUCAAGGAGCCAUGGAGCUCUACUACACCAAUGGGAUGGAGGCCCUGGGACUCCUGGUGCUCACUCUGGCUCUCAUCAUCAUCUAUGUGUUCUGGACUGUGGUUUCUGUGCGCUACCAUGUGCAUCUCUUCAAAACCUGGAAGAAGACUGACCAGAGAGUUCGACUGUGGGUUCCUGUGUCAGCGCAAACACCUAACCAGCAGGUGGCGCCCAUACACUUCCUCAGCAAAGCCAUCAACAAGGAAACGAUGGUGUAGGUGGAAGUCUGCACAGCUCAAAGGACGGAGCCCACGACCCCAUGAACUUUUAAACCACAAAAGACUCAAUGACUCCUUUUAUUUUCCUCUGUACUUUUAUUAUCCUGUGUUUUGGUGUUGGUGGUAAUGGCAUGGGGGCGCACUGGAGCAGAUCCAAACUGCUUUGUAGUCAAACACCCCCCAAAGAACUACAGAGGCUAGCCUUGGUAUAGCGUCCACAUCUUCAUUGUUAAACAGGUGGUAGUAAACACUGAAGGAUGUAAAUUCAGUCACACAGAUUCCCAACUUAGAUCUAAUGACCACCAGGGGGCGAUACCUGUGGCUCGUGGUCAGUUUAUGGACUCAGGUACUCAUUUCAGGUCACAUAUAAUAAAACAAUAAGUUCAUUUUGUAAAUGUU